Messenger RNA from Caenorhabditis remanei, 1530 nucleotides. RefSeq lists its product as uncharacterized. Gene Ontology annotation, biological process: phenylalanyl-tRNA aminoacylation. NCBI's taxonomy places the organism in Eukaryota, Metazoa, Nematoda, Chromadorea, Rhabditida, Rhabditidae. Gene Ontology annotation, molecular function: phenylalanine-tRNA ligase activity; protein binding; RNA binding. The transcript is spliced from 4 exons. The record is from RefSeq and is a predicted model, not a curated record. The coding region runs from base 1 to 1530 and encodes 509 amino acids.
AUGUUCGAAGAGCAGCCGGAAGUGAAAGAAGCUAUUGAGAAUAAUCGUUUCGAAAUUGUACUGAAAAAUGUUCGACUCGAAUCGGUCAGCGAAAGUGCGAAUCUCUCACAAAAGAGGGUUUUCGAAAAUAUGCCUCAAUUGAAUUUACUAUCCCUCACUGGAUGUUCCCUUCAAAAUCUGUCGUCUUCUAUCAAACUGUGCACGAAUCUCAUCUCACUGGUAUUGCCACAAAACGAGUUGAAACAGAUUCCCGAUGUUCUCGACUGUUUCCCAAAACUGCGAUUCAUUGAUAUCUCUCACAACUCUCUGGAUAUCUUGCCGCCUUCAUUGUCUUCAUGUGAACAUCUGGAAUCACUUAUUCUUAAUAACAAUGCUCUCAACGAAUCAAGCUUCCCAGAUUUGUCGAAACUCUCGAAUCUCCAUAUAUUCGAUGCAUCCAACAAUAGUCUUUCAAAACUUCCAGAAUCUCUCACUUCUCGAAGCUUAUCUGCAAAACUUCAUACCAUAAUCCUUUCCCACAAUGCGAUCGAAGAAAUUCCAAGUAGUUUGAGCAAUCUGAAACAGUUGAGAGAGCUGAAAGUGGAUGAGAAUAAAGUGAAAGAUGUGCCGACUGUUAUUGAUCUCCUCCCCAAGCUGAAAGUUCUGGAUAUAUCGAAAAAUGUAUUUUCCGAUAGUCGUUUCCAGAAGUUGGCCAAUGACAAACGUGCUAAACUAAAUGCGAUUAUUGCUUUAGCAAAAAAAGUUGGAAAACCAAUUGAAAAGAAAGCAGACGAGAAAGAAGAAUCAAAUGAAAUCGCUGAAUCUGAUGACGUUGAAAAGGAUUCUCCAAUCACAAUCCGGACAGGAAUCGAAACAUUGACAGUUCGAAGGCACCCGAGUGUCACUGAAAUCCGUCCCUAUCUUGUCUGCUGCGUCUUCAAUGAUGUCGACUUGAACGGAGACGCAUUCAAAAAGUUUAUUGCACUUCAAACCAAGUUACACGCUUCGGCACUUUGCGAGAAUCGAACACUUUCCGCAAUCGGAACCCAUCGUUUCGACUCGUUCCAGCUCCCUCUAUGCUACAUGGCUCUUCCAAAGGACGAAUUAUACAUUCGUGCUCUCAACAAGAAGUCAAGUGUGAGUGCGUCUGAACUGUUGGAUAGUCUUCUACGUGAUGCUGAGCUUGCCAGAAAACGAAGCAAACGGAGUACAGUCGAUCCAUUGCACAGAUAUCUACAUAUAGUGAAAGAUGAGGAUAUUCUUGCAUGCCUGGUAGAUGCACAACAAAUUGUUAUCAGUUUGCCACCUAUAACAAAUUCGGACGGCACAAAACUGAACGUUGAAACCACAAGUAUUUGGGUCGAAGUCUCAUCGAAACAAUCACUGGAAGCAUGCAAGAAGACAAUGGACGAGUUUGUCAUCGCUAGUCGUAUCAUAUUCCCAUCGCUUUCAAUUGAUCAAGUUCGAGUUGUUGACAAUGAGACACUUGUUUCGAUUUACCCGGAUAAAAACGAUCUUCCCGGUGUGGCUGUGAAUCGAAUCUCACAAUGA